AACUCUAAUUUUUAUGUAAUGUCACUUUGUUGUCGUUUGUUACAAGAAGCAAGGAAAAUUCGUGCUAGAAACCAAAGAACCAAGCCCCCAAUAUCCGUGCGCUGUGAUGUGAUAAUCAAUUGUGUGUAAAUAAUGAAUUGUCAUCAGAUAUUGAGCGGCGCCUGCAAUGCAGGCGACCGGUGCUUCGCGAUUGGAUCCGUGGAAGGCAUACCAUUUACAGCCUACGCCGCCGGCUGCAAUGUGGUCAUCCUGGCGAGCACCUUCGAGCGCGUCCAGAUCAUUCCGGGCGCCAACCAUGGCUAUGUCAAGAUAUCCGCUCUGGACUGCAGCACCGAUACCGGAAAGAUAGCGGCGGCCUAUGAGAACAAGAUAUGCAUUUUUGAGCCCACGCCGGUGAUUGAGUCCAGCAAGCACAACACCCACUUUUUGGACUACAGAUGGGUGCAAACGGGCUCGUUUACCAGCCACUCGAGCGUGGUGACCCUGUCCUGGAAUCUAGAGGGCACCCGUCUCCUGACCGGCGGCACCAACAUCCAGCUGUGGAAGAGCAAGUCACCCACUCACCAGCAGGAGGAGGAGCACACGGGCGUCAAGUUCGAGAUUGGCGAGAGCAAGGAGCCGAAGCAGCCGAACAACGCCCAGUCGGAGGAUGUGUCCACGUGGGAGAACAUUUGGAGCUGCCAGACGGCCAUACCCAUUUACCACAUGGCAUUUAGUCCGGAUGGGACGCUCUUCGCCACCUGCGGCCGCAACGAUCGGCUGGUGAAGAUCUGGUACGAGAACAAGCAGGUUCUCUUCCCGGCAAAGGGCUCCUCCUCGGUGGCCGGGGCACCCUCCGGCGGCGGGGCCUCCUCCUCCGAUGCCACUGGCUCCGGAUCCGGAUCCGGCGGAGAGCUGAACUUCACGUACGUGUAUAUCGCCCACCCGCGUGCCGUGUCCAACAUUGUGUGGCGCAAGACGAGCAAGUACAUGCCCAAGGGAUCGGUGGCCAAUAUGCUUGUGACCUCCUGCCUGGACAACAUCUGCCGCAUCUGGAUCGAGACGGUGCUGCCGGACGACGGCAUGGUGAACAUGACCCAGUUCGAUCCGAUGGCCUCGCAGAAUCCCAAGUUCCGGACGCAUCGGCACAAGCAUCGCUUCAUGCAGCGGCUGAAGCACAUGAAGACCUGUUUCCACAUCCGCCGGCACAUGAAGGCCGGAGCGAAUGCCGGACCAGGUGGACUGGCCAGUGGCGUCGGCGGCGCUGGGGGAGUGUCCAGUGGCGGCGCUGGCGGAGGAGUGGCCGGCGCCAUGGGCAGCUCGCCGGCCAGCUAUAGCAAUUACCUGGGUCCUAUACCCUCGCUGCCGUCGUCGUGCAGCGUCCACGACUUUCAUUCGUACGGCUUUCAGGGAUCCGGAGUGACGCCCGGCAUGCACUUCCACCUGGCCGCCUCGAUCAAUGCGGAAACGGACAUACCGCUGGUCCCCUCCAUGCAGACCAGCGAUCCGGCCAACCAGAACGUGUUCAUCCUGCACUGGCUGAACAACAAGGAGAUGCAUUUCACGCUCCAGGCGGAGGCCAUACUGCAGGAGCUCACCAAGAAGGUGAUCGACGAGGAGAACGGCCAUGGCCAUGGCCAUGGCAAUGGCAAUGGCAAUGCCUCCAGCGGUGGCGUCGAUCUCCCAGACGAUGCCCAUGGCUCCCAUUCGCAGGCGCAUGCGCACAAGAAGUACUUGCGCUCCUCCAAGUCCGUCUCCGUGGACGACAGUGGCGAGGAGUACAGUCGCUAUUCGCAGCACACCGCGGGCACGGCAAUGGGCGGUCCAGGAGGCGGAGGAGCGGGAGCUGGAGUAGGUCUCCAUCUGAACUCCAUGUCCAACACAACGUCACAGAACUCGCUGAACAACGAGCCGGCGCAUCCGAUUACCCAGCUGGUGGACUCACUGGACAACAAGAUCGAGUGUCUGCUGCGCGACUGGCACCAGAGUCCCGAUCUGCUCUUCGCCAUCCAUCCGGUGGACGGGAGCUACCUGAUCUGGGUGAUUGAGUGGCUGGACGACUACUAUCCCGGCUCGUUCCGGCAGGCGCAGGUCUCCUUCUCCACGCGCAUCCCAUCGGCCUUUCCGCUGGGCGACGCCAUGUCGAUGUCCACCACGGUCAGCCUGUUCAACACGGGCACCCAUCCGCUGGCCUUCCGCGACAUAGCCAACAAUGUGCGCAGCAAGGACGAGUUCCACAAGGGCCAUGCGGACGACUCCUCGCUGAAGAGCGCCGACCAGCAUUCGGGGCAGACGUAUGAGCGGCACGACGAGGAGCAGGAGGAUGCGGCCGGCGAGGAUGAGGAGGCCGACCGCGAUGGCGAUGCGGCUGGCGAGGAUCAGGAGGCCAGCAAUGCGGCCAGUGGAGCAGCUGGUGGAGCGGGUGAGCACAGCAGCAGUUCGCAGGACUCGGCUGCAGCCGGUGGCAGCGCUCUGCCAUUGAACGUCUCCCCAUCGGUGUCCAUGGUGACCAAGCACUCCAACGGCACCCUCAACCUCUGGCAGCUGACGUUCGCCUUCAAGACCAAGUUCACCCAAGUAUUAAGCAUCGGCCAUGUGAGCCGCGCCUCCGGCCAUCGGUUCCGGGUGAACGACAUCACCUGCCACCCGGUGCUGCCGCUGCUGGUCUCCACGUCGCACCACAACCUCCCGGACUCGGAGGCCAAGUCGCCCAUGUCGCCAUUCGAGCAGCCCUUGAGUGGCGGCGCCGGACUGCCCUCCGGUGGCGGAGCAGGCGGCCCGUCGGCCGGAUCGAAUGGCGACAAGGAUGUCUUCACGCCCACCGGCUUCUGUUCGGAGCUGAUCCUGUGGCGCGUCGACUCCGUGGGACCGCUGUGCCACUCGGGCGGCGUCAGUGAGCUGGCCCGCAUCAACUCGCCGGAGAUCUCGGCCUUCAGCAACGUGGCCUGGAUACCCACGCUGCUGCCGAGCACCACGCUGGGCAGCUACAGCAACUCCCCAUCCGCCUGCUUUGUGGCCAGCGAUGGCGAGAAUCUGCGCGUCUACCAGGCGGUCAUCGAUGCCCGCACCCUGCUGGCGGAGAUCUCGUGCUCGGAGAACCUCAACACGCUGCACAAGUCGCACUCGCUGUCGUCGAUGAUCUCGAACGCCUCGUCCACGAUGCGGGCGCAGCGUUCGGCGCUGCACGACAAGCUCAAGGUGGUGUCCCAGCAGUCGACGGCCCGACCCGGCUGCAUCCUGCAGCUGGACGCCAUCUCGGAUGCCAAGCACGACUGGCAGAACACCCAGUUUCUGCACGUCUUCCAGGCGCAACUGAUCACGGGUGGCCAGCGCAGCACACCGCUCACGGAUCCCCACGAUCUGGAGGAGCCGCGCCUCAACGCGCUGCUCGAGUCGGACAUGGAUGCCAUUGUGGACCUGCAGCGCAAUGCCGACUUCGAGGAGCCCUUCUACAUUGUAAACAUCGAGAAGACGCUGCGCGGCAGCACCAUACACAUGUGGCGCAUUGUCAUCAGCUCCAAGCAGCAGAGCUCCUUCCUCUCGGAGACGGCCAUGUAUGUGCCCGAUAGCAACCUCACCCAGGAGCCGGACGAGGAGGGAGGUGGCCCCGGCGCCGGCGCUGGCGCUGGCAAUCCCAAUCCGCGACGCAUGUCACAGGGCGCAGAAACGCUGACGGGAGCCGAACACUUUGGCCCGCAAGUGGAGGCGCCGCACAUCUCGAUAACCACCAAGAAGGUCUGCACCCAGGAGCUGCCGCUGCCCGAGGGCGUGGACGUGAUCCAUGCCUCGCCAGCGGCCGGCCACCUGAGCAGCUCCAGCAUUUAUCCGGCCUGCUUUGCCCCCUACAUCAUUGUGACGGCCUGCUCCGAUUCCAUUUCACGUUUCUGGAAGUGUGAGCCCAUGGGCAACCCUAACGAUGGCGAUGAUGAUGAUGAGCCCGAAGGCGAUGCCUAUCACUGGAGCGAGUGGAAGAUGUUCAGCCGCAUCCAGCACUCGGCCAUUGAGAUUCCGGGGCAGCCGCUGAACAUCAGUGCCGCCUAUUCCGGGCGCAUUGCGUGUGCCUACAAGUACGGCAAGAGUUUCACGCGACCCAACAAGGGACCCGAUCCGGACUCGCGCUACGUCAACCUCUGUGUGGCCAUCUACGAGUGCGAGAGCUCCGGCGGCAGUGAGUGGGUGCUGGAGGACACCAUUCACCUGAAGAACGUCCAUCUGCCGCGCAUCAACAUCGGCCACGGCAUCGAUCUGAGCUACCUGCACGACAGUCGGCUGCUGGCCAAGAAGCAGCGCCUCAACCAGGUGCUGCACACCUUCGCCCACGAUCCGGAGGGCCGAUCGCCGCGCAGUGGCGAGACCACGCCGGAGCUGGCCGUCAACCGGCAGCCCUCCUCGGUGGCCGCCUCCGGAUUGCUGACCGUGCCCAGCUUUAGCACCUUGCAAUCGCUGCGCAAGAGCAUCGCGGAGAACGGCAACACCUGCCCGCUGACGCAGAAGCACCUUGUCCAACUGGACUGGGUGAGCAAGGAGGAUGGCUCGCACAUCCUCACCGUGGCCGUGGGCAGCAAGAUCCUGCUCUACACGCCCGUCAGCUCGGACAUUGCCCAGGCCAACAUCAAGGCCAUGAAGGAGUCGCGUUCGGUGAAUCGUCCCAUUUUGCGCAAAGCCAGCUCUCUGGCGCAGCCGAACUUUGUGGAUGAGAUACGCUGGAUGAAGCUGCGCCAGAUCGAUCUGCAGACGGCCGAUGGCCUGCCGCCGCUGCCCAUGCAAAUCUCGUGGGUGCGCGACGGCAUCCUGGUGGUGGCCAUGGACUCGGAGAUGCACGUGUACUCGCAGUGGAAGCCGCACUACUCCUCGCACUUUGCCGCAGCGGCGGCGGCAGCGGCUGGCGAGGAUGUGCCCGAUACGCGCAAUCUGCGGGACGAGGACCUGCGCUCGCUGGCCAACGAGUCCACGCAGCUGCGGCUGAAGAACGUGGCCUCCAUGCCGCUGAUCAGCAAGGUGAGCACGGCCAAUCUGCAGCUGUUGUCGCACGACAAGAAGCGUCGUUUGGGCAACACCAGCAUGGCCAAUAUGAAUGGCGGUGGCCCUGGCUUGGGCGGAGCUGGAGGAGGAGGAGGCGGUGGCGCAGGACCCUAUGGUUCUGCUGGAGCGGAUGAUGGCGGCAGCGAUGAUUACAUGACCGAUUUCGGGCUGUUCCAGGCAUCGCGCAUUGCCUGUCCCGUGCUGCCGCAGUACCAUCCCAAGCAGCUGAUGGAGCUGCUCAACUGCGGCAAGAUACGCUGGGUGAAGGCCAUCCUGGCGCAUCUGGUGCGCUGCAUGAGCAGUGGCACCAGCUCCGCGGGUGCGGUGGGCCAGGACGAGGAUGGCUAUGCCAGGCAGCGCAGCUGGUCCCGAUCCCGCACGCUGAGCAUCAGCUAUACGGCCGACCAGAACAUACAGGCGGAGCAUCGGGGCAGCACCACCCAGAUACCCGAGGAGCUGAUGCUGGACUAUGCGGAGAUCAACUCCAUUCCGCCGCUGCCCCUGUGGGUGCUGCUCAAUGCGGACCGCGAGACGCCCGGGCAGAGCAACAACUAUGCGGAGGGCGACAAGGACUACGACGAGCUCUUCGACAUGCACAACUCCGAGGACAAUCUGGACGAGCUGCUGAGCGAGGGCGAUGAGAAGAAGCGGCAGGAGCGAAGGUUGUCGCUGCCCGAGAAGCACUCCAUCUCGCACUUUGGUCCGCGCCAGGGUCAGCUCCUGUCGCGCCUGCUGACCCACACCCAUUUGCCCGGCCUCUCCUCGCUGGACCAGAUGCAUCUGCUGGCCCUGGCCGACACGGUGGCCACCUGCAAUACGGAUUUCUCCGACAAGUUUGCCGCCGAUCAAAGCAAAUCGAGUGGUGGCGGUGGCGGAGGAGGAGGAGGAGCUGGAGCCGGAGCUUCAGCCGUCAAGGAUGGCAGCACUAGCACAGAUUCACUGGACGAUUGCGGCCUGCGCUUCCUGCUGGCCAUGAAGCACUUCACCUACUUGCUGCGCUGCCUGCCGCUCCAGCAGCGGGCGCAAUUCCAGCGCCAGGGCGUGGGCACCUCCAACAUUGUGUGGGCCUACCACUCGGAGAGCGAGGAGGAGCUCCUCAACCUGAUACCCAGCUACACGAAGGGCGAUCUGCGCUGGGCCACGCUACGGGAUCUGGGCAUGGGCUAUUGGCUGAAGAACAUCAAUACGCUGAGGAGAUGCGUGGAGAAGCUGGCCAAGUGCGCCUACCAGCAGAAGCAGGAGCCCCUGGAUGCGGCCAUCUACUACCUGGCCAUGAAGAAGAAGUCACUGGUGUGGGGUCUGUUUAGGUCGCGUCGCGACGAGAAGAUGACCGCCUUCUUUGGCAACAACUUUGCCGAGGAUCGUUGGCGCAAGGCGGCACUGAAGAAUGCCUUUGUCCUGCUGGGCAAGCAAAGAUUCGAGCAUGCGGUGGCCUUCUUCCUGCUGGCCAACAGCCUCAACGAUGCCAUCGAGGUGUGCAUGAACAAGCUGGAGGACUUCCAGCUGGCCCUCAUCAUAGCCCGUUUGUAUGAGGGCGAUGCCGAGGGCUGCUACUACCACCAUCUGCUGCACGAGCACAUCCUGGGCACCGAUGCGGAGACGGGACGCUGCGACCUCAGUCGCGCCCAUCCCGAUCCCUUCCUGCGCUCGAUGACCUACUGGACGAUCAAGAAGUACCAGGAGAGCCUGAACACGCUGCUGCUGAACAAUGUGGGCAGCCUGCACAGCAGCUACCGGGAGGAGGACCUGCUGCGCCCCGAGCCGCAGGCCACCAAUCCGAAUGUGUUCAACUUCUACAUCUACUUGCGCACCCAUCCGCUGCUCAUCAGGCAGAACAUUGCGUUGUCGGCGCAGGAGAAGCGCAUCGCCCAUGUGGUGCUGUCCGGCUUCAACUAUGCCGGCGAUGCGGCUCCCAGUGCGGUGGCCUGCGACAAGCAGCUGCAGCUGGAGGACUCGAUCACGCCCAUCGAGCGGCAGCUGUACUUCACCACCGCCCAUGGGCACUUCAAGAGUGGCUGUCCCGCUCUGGCGCUCGAGGUGCUCAACAAGCUGCCCCAGAAGAUCAGCGACGAUUCGGGCGGCAGUGUGGCGGGCAGCCAGGCGCAGGAGCGUGCCCAGCAGAACAAGGAGGAGCUGAUCAACACGGGCAUCAUGGACCAGUGGGGCGCCACGCCGUCCAACACGGCGGAUGCCUUCGAUUGGGGUGCUCCCGUGGCCACCGAACCGGAGGCCAAGUUCGAAAUCAAAUGGGACGACGAAGAGGAUGAGGAUGACGAGGAGCUGGAGCUGGAGCGCGAUGAACCAGAGCUGGCCACGCCACAACCACAGGCACAGUCAUCCAUCCUGGGACGAGGCAAGUCGAAUGGCAGUGACCACAAGAUGGACAUCAUGGCCCAGCAGCUGAAGUUCGUGGCCUGCCUGAAGAUCCUCAUGGAGGAGCUGUCCACGCUGGCCACCGGUUUCGAGGUGGAUGGCGGCCAGCUGCGCUACCAGCUGUACAUGUGGCUGGAGCGCGAGGUGGAGGCCCUCAAGCAGCUGUGCAACUACUGCAGCCAGGCGGAGCAGGCCAGCCACGAGGCGGGCGACGCGGACGCCGAGGCGCGCGACAAGGAGAUGAACGCCAGCAUCUACCCCAGCACGGAGCGGCCCACGCUCCACGAGAUCCUCAUGCAGGACAAGCAGGACUUCGAAGCCAAGGUGAUGCGGGCGGCCAAGCGCAAGAGGUGGCUCAAGGCCAAUGAGACGCUGCUCCGCACCCUGCUGAGCUACUGCUCGCUGCACGGAGCCAGUGGCGGUGGUUUGGCCUCCGUGCGCAUGGAGCUGGUGCUGCUGCUGCAGGAGCUGCAGCAGGAGAAGACGCAGCAGCAGCUGCUCAGUCCGCUGCCCUUCCCCACCACGCUGCCGCUGCUGAGCGCGUGUGUGGCGGGCAACAAGACGGUGAUCGCCGACCCCAUCAAGUACCUGCAGUCGCAGACGGUGGACAUGCUGCAGAGCAUCAUCAAGGUGCUGCCCUUCCCGGGCAUCGAGCCGAGUGCCCUCAGCGAGAUCUUCGUGCUGAGGGACUUGGCGGUGGCCCUGUCGUCCUGCAUCUACCAGUCGCUCUGCGACUCCGAGAGCUUCGUGGUGAACAACUCGGCCUUCAAUCCGAGCUACCCCAGUCCGGGCAUGGAGAACAUUGCGAAGAUAAACUCGUCGUUCGAGUGCAGCUAUCUGGUGGGCAGCCGGAAUGCCUACGGCCGGCGGCGCAAGUACUCCACGGAUGAGCCCGCUGGCGUGUGCACCACUCCGUCCAAGUGGCCGGGCGUGACCAAUCUGCGUGCCCUGUUGGCCCGCGAAAAGGACGAGGAUGUGCCCAAGCUGAAUGUGCUGCUGCUGGAGUCCUUCGUCUCCACGUACAUGGCACUCUUCAUCUACUCGCUGUCCACCUGCGACAGUCGUCUGCUGUACCGCCUGAGUGGCCAGAGUUUCAACAACGAGACCUGGUCCACGCUCUUCGGCGGCGGCAUGAAGAAGCUGCUCAUCAAGCCGGCGGCGGCACAGCCAUCCAGCCAAAUGGUGGCCGCUGGUGGAGGAGCCAUAGCCACUGGUGGUUCCACCUCCGAGGAGCCAACGGAUGAGAAUAGCGUUUGGAAUACGGUCACGUCCAUUACAAAGCAACGCAUGAAGCUGAACAUGAAGAUACUGGGCAGCUUCAGUCAGAACAGCACUUCCAGCAACAUGAAGGAGGACAAGCCCACGUACCGGGAGCAGUUUAUGCCGCCGGAGACAUCCAUGCUGUCCUACUUCCUCACCAAACCGCCCACAACCGAAUGCGAUGACUACGAUACAGACGACUCGCACGAGUCGGACAACGAGGAGGAGGAGGACGACGACGACGAUGUGAAUGUGAGUCGGUCGCAGCUGAAGGCCAAGGACAACACGGAGCACACCAAUCCCACGUCGUACUCGUGGAGCAUCCUGCGCCUGGCGCUCAUCAAGAUCAGCACGCACAAGAUCCAGGAGCUGGUCAAGGUGGCCGGCAUCGAGCUGCAAGAUUUGCCCGUGAUCAGUCCACUGUCGCACGAAGUGCUGAGGACCCUCAAUCGCUGGCAGGACUUUGCCCUGAAUGACCUCAUAGCCCGUGGGCCGCCGUCGCGCAACUAUAUUCCCGGAUGCUAUGCGGAGAGCGGCAUCAACGGGCUGGCCAUCCACAAGUACCGAUCGCUGCUGAACAAGGACAACACUCCGUUCGUUUCGGGUUCCUCGGCUGGCCCCAUCCGGCGGCUGUGGAACUACCUGGUGCGACAGGAGCCCGCCCAGGAGGUGUUCAUCAAGAGCAUCUUUGGCAAGAACAUGGAGCCGAGCACGCGGGGAUCGCACCACACCCACAAUGACAACGAGACCGAUGAGGGUCAAUCCCAUUCGACCAACGAGAAUACCGACCACAUUCGCAUCAUUCACAAGGAUCACGAGUCGAUAUUGUCCUUCUGCUUGAAGAACAACAGCUCCUCGAUGAUUGCGUUCGCCAAUCCGCGGGAGAUCCAGGAGUUCGACAUCUCGCUGCUGCUGGAGUCGCCAAAUUGGUACGAGGAUGAGUGCGACUACGACAUGAUGAACCUGUCCAAGGAUGCGGACACCAACAGUUCGUCCUUCCUGAUCAUUCAGACGCAGGAGCAAAACCAAUUUGGAGGCAACAGCAAUGCCUACAGCGAGUCCAAUGCCAGCACACAGAGUGCUUCGCAAUCGGGACGCGGCACAUCCAUGGUGCUGCGCCACAAGGUGGACAAUGUGAAGCGCAUGAGCGCCCAUCCGCUGAUGCCGCUGUAUUUAACCGGCGGUCAGGAUGGAUCCGUGCAGAUCUGGGAGUGGGGUCACCAGCAGCCCGUCUGCUCGCCCCGCACUUCGGGCACCUUUGCCAAGGUGACGCGAUGCCGCUUCUCGGAGCAGGGCAACAAGUUCGGCAUCGGCGAUGGCGACGGCAAGCUCAGUCUCUGGCAGGCGGGCAUCGCCUCACAGAACAAUCGUUCGUUUAUAAGCUACCAGUGCCACAACAAGGCCCUGUCCGAUUUCGUGUUCCUCGGUUCCUGCAGUCUCCUGGCCAGCGCUGGUCAAAGUUCCGAGAACAAGAACAUCAACAUCUGGGACACACUGCUGCCCCACAAGAAGUCCUGUGUGUCGGCCUUUACCUGCCACGACCAGGGAUCCUCCUGUCUGGUGUUCGCUCCGCAGCACCAGGUGCUCAUCUCGUGCGGCAAACGCGGCGAUGUUUGCGUCUUCGAUGUGAGACAACGUACGCUGCGCCAUCGCUAUCAGGCCCAUGAUAGCACCAUUAAGUGCAUAGCUCUGGACCCGCACGAGGAGUUCUUUGUCACUGGCUCCAUUGAGGGUGACAUUAAGAUCUGGGACAUGAAUCAGUUCAUGCUGAUCAACACGUUCCCGCAUGAGCAUGCCAAGAACGGAUUCUUCAAGCACACCGGCCAGGGCGUCAGCCAGGUGUACGUGGAUCCCUUCGGACGGCUCUUCUCCUGCGGCUCCGAUGGCUGCAUGAAGGUGCGCCUGCUGGUGGAGAAGGACAACAUUGUCCACUCCGUGUAUUGAAAGCUGUAUUCUAUCCGUAACAUUUCUGCUGGCACGGAUGCCCAGUCCGUGUCUUGUUUCCUCUGCGGCAAAAUAGGGGACGCAAUUCGAGUGUCGAGUGUGUCCUGUGUCCCCACAAUAUGUGUGUAUUCUUUGUUAAUCGUUGAUUAUUGUAAACUUUUUUUAAUUGUAUUUCCAAUUUCCUAAACGUACAGAUAUACAUAUACAUACACAUAUAUAUAUAUAUAUUUUAUUACUAUUUUUAUUUGCAUAAUUGUAUUGUCCCAUCAAUUUUUUUUUGUUGUUUUGUUUGCCCGUUUCCGUUUUGCUAUUUAAUGUGUGUUUUUUCCAAACGACGCGAAACAAAAAACGAAACUUGUGUCUGACUCGAUUCGCUUGAUUCGUUUCAUGUUCUUUGAGUAUUUCCUAAACAGACUAUAUACUAUAUACACUACUAUACAGAUACAAGAUAUAUAUUAUAUACAUCUAUUAUAUGCUUUAAAUCAAUUAAUUAUUAUUAUUAUACGAUAUACAAGACAUUCGACAGUAUGGUAAUUGAUAUGCUUACGAAUAUAUAUUACGAUCUAUGUCUUUGUGUUGAGCUUUGUGCAAAAAUUUGUCUGUUGUUGAAUCAAUCAAGAUAUAUGUAUACCUAAAACGAAACUAAAUGAAUUAACUAAAAAUAAAUAAAGUGCAAAAUGAAUAAAAAAAAAAAUAAUUAAACCAAA
This is a messenger RNA of Drosophila gunungcola (fruit fly), 11285 nucleotides long. RefSeq names its product dmX-like protein 2 (gene Rbcn-3A). The record is from RefSeq and is a predicted model, not a curated record. Bases 133 to 10578 code for a protein of 3481 amino acids. Gene Ontology annotation, molecular function: protein binding. Lineage: Eukaryota; Metazoa; Arthropoda; Insecta; Diptera; Drosophilidae. The transcript has 15 exons. Gene Ontology annotation, cellular component: RAVE complex. Gene Ontology annotation, biological process: vacuolar acidification.